AUGCCAUCAAUCUUAACAAUCCCGGACGAGAUUCUUUGCCAUCUCUUGACUUUUGUAGAGGAUAUAGAUCUUCAGACAUUGGCCAUAACAUGUAAGCAAUUUCGUUGCAUCAUGAUGGACGGUCCACUUCGUCGCCAUAUCCUUCUCAAGCGUACGCCUGCUAGGCUUCAAUCUUCGCUUUCCGAUCGACCUUCACGCGACACAUUAGCGAAAAGAAAUAUCCUAAGGGGAGUCAAUAUCCGUCAGCAUAUUCAGGAAGGUAACUACAUUGGAGGACCUAUAGCAGUUCGAACAUAUCAUGUCUCCUGUCAAUUGGAGCGACAGCUGGUGAGCAUUCAAAUUUCAAAAAAGCUUAAAACCAGGCCGAACUGGGCAAUGUUGGUCGAACGAGGACUGAUUCCAGAAGAGAUGCUGGUCAGCCAAGAGAAUAUCUUUCAGCCAUUAUCCGGAUAUAGGUUUAUGUGUCAACCUGAUGAUGGAUCAUCCUUGAUACCAGGCUCAGUGUCGACAUUAGCACCAGCAGCAGUAACAGAAGAGGCACUUUAUCCAACCUACUUUUGUCUCCAGAAAAGCUCAUCAACAUUGUCCCCCAAUGUCAACUCGGACCCCCUGCACAUGGCUAUGGGCUGCCACCUGUUUCAUAUUCUUUGGAAGCGACACUCACCUAUGGAAUUGAAGCAGUCGCUCAAGAUUGUCUCAGUAUUGACUGACAGCCAUUUAAUACAUAAAGGAAAUAAACUAUUGCAAUGUUGUCGAGGAUUAAAGCUUAAUCUGAGUAUCAGACGACAGGACGCGUCAUUUUCGCAUGGACCGAUAUCAUAA
Lobosporangium transversale is the source of this 822-nucleotide messenger RNA. RefSeq lists its product as hypothetical. Gene Ontology annotation, molecular function: protein binding. Bases 1 to 822 code for a protein of 273 amino acids. The record is from RefSeq and is a predicted model, not a curated record. The transcript has 5 exons. Lineage: Eukaryota; Fungi; Mortierellomycota; Mortierellomycetes; Mortierellales; Mortierellaceae.